AUGGGCUUGGGGCAAUACAAAGAUUUAUCGACUAAACCUUUCUACAGUUACGAUGGAAGAGCCUCCGAGUCUGAGGGCAACCAUAAGCUGCACGAAGCUCCCGAUGCUCCGGGACGAGUUGCGUUCAUCCCAACCCUCGAUAACUUCCCUCACCAGGGUUUGGUGGGAGAGUUGCGGUUCGAGUCACUGCGUCGACAUGACGCGGGCAACUACACGUGUAGAGUGGACUUCCCGCAAGCACAGACCAGGAUGUCGAUGCUUACUUUAGACGUUCACGAACCCAUAAAAAAGCUGGUAGUGCUGAAUCUCAUCGAUGAAGAAAUUCACGGUGUGUCAGGCCCGCAUAAAGAGAACUCAGCGCUGCAUCUCAGAUGCCGAGCCUAUGGAGGACACCCGGUGCCCACAAUACAAUGGACCGAUGUCACGCGAGACUCGUCUGAAUUAUUUCCCGACUACACAUACACUGGACAAUCUGACGAGCCUCCCGAGACGAAGUUGAGCAGCGUAUCUUAUGACGACGUGACUCUCCCUGGAGCCUUGAGUCGUUUUUCCACAAGUUCUUACGCCGGCGAAGACCACAGCGACAGCGUCUUGCAGAUUGAUGCUCUAGGGCCGUGGGAUCACGGUAGAAAGUUGCAAUGCCAGGCGAGCAACAGCCAUCUUAUGGAAGCUGUCUCCGUCGCAGUCACACUUGAUGUCUUCUAUGGCCCAGCAAGCGUAAAAAUCGAGGGUCUCGACCUUCCUUUGGACGAGACGAAGGAAUCCGUUAUCGAGUGUCAGGCCGCGCAGUCUCGGCCCAGUCCUCGAAUAUCCUGGCAGCCUGAAAGUCUUUUCGUCAGCACAGGGCCCGCUCAAAAGCGCUCCGGUAACAGGACCGUCUCGAGGGCCCGACUAGCGGCCUCCUGGAAGGAUGACGGUAUCAAUGUUACAUGCACGGCUUCCAAUCCUUCAGUGCCACGCAACGUGAAAUCCACAUCAGCAACUCUCCACGUCCGAUUCGCACCGAGGGUGGCAGCCGUGCUUGCUCCCACCAUCGACCGCAGCAACAUCAAGGAAGGAGAUGACGUUUACUUCGAGUGCAAUGUACAAGCCAACCCACCUCCUAAAUCCAUCACCUGGCUGCAUAACGACACGCAGUUGGUGGCAGGUGAAUGGAGCGGAGGGUUGGCGCUACUGCACGGACCAAGUCUGGUGCUGCAGCGGCUCACUAGACUGGCUGAAGGGCCUUACAAGUGCAGGGCUGAAAAUGAACUCGGCGAGAGUACUUCUGAAGCUGCGCUCCUCAAAGUCAUGUAUCCCCCUGAAUGUGAGCGGUCUGAUGCGAGCGUCGUAUCUGCUCUACCAGACGAAGCCAUCGAGCUGCCGUGCAGAGUGAAGUCUCCAACUAGCGAGGUAUCCUUCCAUUGGUCAGUCAACACAUCCCGGGGGCUUUCUGAACUGGACACCUCGCUCUACACUCUGGAGGAUACGUUAAGCACUUUAAGCUUCGUACCUCAGGACUACGAACCCAUAUUGCUGAAGGCAGCAAAAGACGGAAAGUCAUCCGGAGCAAGCCGCUAUAAAGACUUGAGAACACCUACGGGCGAAGAGGUUUUUGGAGUGGUCUAUUGCAGGGCAUCUAGUAAAUUCGGCGAGCAGAAGCGACCGUGUACCUUUGUAGUCAAACCUGCUGGGCCCCCAGAGGAGUUGCUGUCGUGCUCGCUGGUAAAUCACAGCGCCACGUCGCUGGCAGUCACUUGCUCCCCCGGGUACAAUGGCGGCCUGCCGCAAACUUUCUCCGUCAGGGUUUUGGAGGAAGCGACGGGCGUUUCCGUGGCUAACGUGUCGUCAACUUCACCAAAUAUCGUUGUCGAGAAUUUGGCUUCUGGACAAGAUUAUCUUCUGGAAGUUCGAGCGGUGAACGCCAAAGGGGAGUCCAGGCCCUUUCUGCUGCAAGGCUUCGCACUCAAAGUUGCCGAGAACAAAAUACAUGCACUGAGUCCCGAGGGACGAGACCUGCAAUUGCUGCCGGUGUUCGUGGGUGUGGUGGCUGGAGUUGUGAUUAUGGUGCUGCUGCUGCUGCUGCUCACUCGACUGCGCUAUAAUGGCAGACAAAUGAGAACUGCAGCUGCCACCACUGCGUCACUUCCAAGCAUCAAAAAGGAAUCUUCAUGCUUAUCGACGGGCAGCGCUGAGAGGCCGGAGGUGCUGCGGCCACUACGUGAGGUGGUGCAUCGUGGCACCAUCACUGAAAAUUUGGGACAGAAAUGCAAGAUAGAAAACGGUGCCGGUGAAGGGAAACUGCAAAGAAAUUCGACUAAAGUUUCUAAAAAAAUUGAUGCAAGGGGAAGCUAUGACAUUCUCUGCAGUCCUGAUCUUGAGUGUAGUUCAGCAACGACAAGAAAAAUACAAACAGCAAAGGAGCAGAGGAGGUCUAAUUCAUUUUCAUAUCAUUCCAUCGAGAAAAAGGUUACGAAAUGUUCCCCAGAAAACUGCGGAGAAGAUAAACCGUCACCAAGCCUGGCUUCUACUUGGAUGAAAAAAUGGAAACAUGACAAGUCUGGAGUGCUUACGAAAGAUAAUUUUUCAGAAUCAAAUGUUGACAAUGAUUCAAUUCGAAAAGAACACUCGAUAAGCGAAGAAUUUUCAUAUCAGUCACUUAAACGACAUCGAAAAACUGGAGCUGAAAUUCCAGAAGUUGUGACUCUAAUAAAAUCUCCUUCAGGGGACCUUAGUCACAUCCAUACGCUGCCCAGAACUGUGGGGGACAAGGUCGCUAAGAAUGAAAGCGUCAAGGCCGCUCACACGCAGCUCGUUAAUUCUAAGGGACAGGGAGAGUUGUUACUGGACUCUGACAAUUUAUUAUACUCAUCAAAAUUUAAAAACUGUACUAGACGACGGGAUGAGAGUUUUGUUUAGGCUGCAUGUUAUUAUAGAGUUAAAUAGAUUUCAAUCUCAAUUCCGUUUAGGAUACCUCUAAUUAAUUUAGUAGCUGAAUUUUAUUUUACAUUUCAAUAAGAUAUUAAUUACAAAUUUCGAAAUCAACAUAUUUACAUCCCUUUCAUGAAUUUUGUAGAUGAAACUAUUAUAAUUGGGUAAGUAAUUGUGAAGUUAUCCAUGUUAGUUAGUUAUUACUUUUUGCUAAAAACUGGUUGCAAAUAGUAAACUUGAAACUUUUAUGUAUGAAAAUAAGUAAUCUAUUUUUAUAUAAUCAAU
Messenger RNA from Hyalella azteca, 3195 nucleotides. RefSeq names its product nephrin. The coding region runs from base 1 to 2898 and encodes 965 amino acids. Gene Ontology annotation, molecular function: protein binding. Lineage: Eukaryota; Metazoa; Arthropoda; Malacostraca; Amphipoda; Hyalellidae. The transcript is spliced from 16 exons. The record is from RefSeq and is a predicted model, not a curated record.